This is a messenger RNA of Funneliformis mosseae, 357 nucleotides long. NCBI's taxonomy places the organism in Eukaryota, Fungi, Glomeromycota, Glomeromycetes, Glomerales, Glomeraceae. The record is from the annotation of a GenBank genome assembly.
AUGACCAGGGUCAUCGUACGACGCCUUCUUAAUGUUAAACGUCUCAUUGGACGUAACUUUAGUGACGAAGUUAUUCAAUCCGAUAUAUUAAGAUCUAUUUGUUCUAUGAUCUUGGUAAAGUUAAAGGAAACCGCAGAAUCUUACCUUGCAAUAAAAGUUUCCGGUAAAAUCGCUGGUUUGAAGGUAUUACGCAUAAUUAAUGAAGCAACCACGGCGGCUAUUGCUUAUGGUUUGAAUACAAAAGCUUGUGGUGAACGAAACAUUCUUAUAUAUGAUUUAGCCGUUGCUGAUGACACACAUCUUGGCGCUUGUGAACGUGCAAAGCGUGAACUUUCAUCAUCAUUAAAACUUCGAUAG